UUCAUAUGAACCGGAUGCAAAACGGACUUGAUUAGAUCGCGUGCCCUUUUCAAGAUGAAGCAAUCGUGAAGCCUAAUCUACAAAUGUGCUCUUUGCGUCUGGAAACAUUCGAUUUUGCAUAGUCAAUAAAUACGUUUAAAAAAACGUGCGCAAGUGGAUAAAUUAUGUAUCGUGCACUGUACAAUCGUACAUUGCCGGCAAGUUUUCUAAGCCCUUCGAUUUGCUUAUAUAAAAUAGAAUGUAUCUAGAUGCAGAGAGCACAUUGUAGAUUAGGCACUAACGUUUUAGUCUUCACGACAUCGCAAUCCUCGUGACGUGUGCCCGCGAUGAAACGAACGGAAGGCACGUGCGCGCGCUUAUUUUUAUUGGGCGAACGAGGAGUCGCGGGGAAACCCGGAAAUAUACCGCCGGACCGAUACGUUAUUCAUGAACGCUGCAACGCCUCUGCGUCAAGAGGUUCUCGCACGUACGCGCCUCUCCAAUUGCUAGAAAUGUUUCGGAAACGCUCAACUCGUAUGUAUCUCACCUUGUCGAUCCGGGCGCGAUCUGCCAAAUGCGACAGGAUGUAGCGUCCAGUCGCCGCAAUUGAGUCCGCGCGUCGAACCGUAAAACCCAUUUCUCGGUGAUAAAAAAGAGAGCUGCGGAUUAUCGAGAUGAGCGGAAUGAAGAAGGCGAUCGGAGGGUCCAUUCACAGAAUACGGGAGUUCGAGCUCGAAAAGGUGAAUCUGAUCGACGAGUUCGACAUCCUGCAGAUCGUCGGCGAGGGAUGGUUCGGCAAAAUCCUGCUGACCGAGCACCGUAGCACGCAGACCGAGAUGGUGCUCAAGGCCCUGCCGAAGGCGUACACCGGCGUCUCGGACUUCUUCCGGGAAUUUCACUACGGCUUGCAUCUGUCGGCGCACAGAAACAUCAUAACCACCUACGAUGUGGCGUUCGAGACGGCCGGUUUCUACGUUUUCAGUCAGGAAUACGCCCCCCUCGGCGAUCUCACGUCGAACGUGACGGAGACGGGGUUGGGCGAGCUGCACGCCAAGAGGGUGGCCCGGCAACUCGCCGCUGCGGUGCAUCACAUACACAGCCGCGAGCUGGUGCAUCGCGACAUCAAGCUUGACAAUAUACUCGUGUUCCGCAGCGACUUUUCGCGGAUCAAGCUCUGCGACUUCGGCGAGACCAGGCGGUUCAACGCCGUCGUGCGAAGGCACAACGAGUGGCUGCCGUACUCGCCGCCCGAGGUACUGCAGAUCGACACUGACGAGACGUACAAGGCUCGCACGUCGCACGACGUCUGGCAAUUCGGCAUUGUCCUAUUUGUCUGCCUGACCGGAUGCCUGCCGUGGCAGAAGGCGGCGAUGGACGAUCCGCGCUACACCAGGUAUCAAAACUGGCACAACGCGACGCUCAACAUCGCCAAGAAGCCGAAAUUAUUUCAGCUGAUCAGCUCGCGGGCGCAGAGAAUGUUCAAGAGGCUGUUGGACCCGAAGGCUGAAAAGCGGCCAGUCAGCGUGUUGGAAGUAAAUAAAUAUUUAGAAGACAGAUGGCUGGCGAAGCUCGGGGUCGAAAAAGCGCUGAACGGCGGCGCCGACGAGAGGGACGAGCUCUGCCCGUCCAUGUACAGCUUCCACAGCUCCUUGGAGGAGAAAAAUCAACUGCUCCACACUCUCACGACGUACGGCAUCGAGACGACGGUGGACCGCUCGAAGAAGAAGGAUCGUAUCAGGGAGUGGAUACAGGCCAGCGCGAUCGUCGAGGAGAACGAGGAGGACGAGUCGGACCUGUACGAAGACUCGGAGUUUUACGAAGAUGAGGACAGGGACGACGACGGGGACGGAAGCGAGGAGGUGGAAUCGGUCGCCAUGAGGGGCAGGCAUUUCCCGGAGAGGCGUCCGAGCGUCGCGACGAACAAUCCCAGGAAGAGAAGAGGCAGCGGUAGGGUCGCGACGGGUCGCGUCGUGUCGAAAAACAGAGUGCCCGUGAAGCCCCUCGAAAGGAAAAUACCGUUCGCUCCUCAAGUGGCCGAGGAGCGAGAAACGAUCGCGCGCUUCGCCAGCUUCCCCAACGGCGACCCGAAGCUCGCCGCCGUGGGGAACGGCGGCGAUCGGACUCAGGAUCUCUCCGCGCCUUCGGCGAACGUCGUCGGCGACGUGUCGACGAAUAACUUCUCGGGCAAUCUUCAAUCGCCUGGCGCUAACGAUUCGCGCGACUCAUCCCCGCUUCCUGUCAAACAAUCGGGAUCGAAGACCAGCGUCUCGGAUAGAGUCGUACCGAUGAGCCCGCUAAUCCCGGCCAGGAAGAACCGCGCUCACACGGCGCCGUUUUCGGGCGCGCGGUCGUCCGAGGCGUGGGCCGAUUCGGCGAGAAGGGCGCAGUCCGCGACAGUCCUGCGGACACCGGAAACGGAGGACCCUCCGUUACCGCCGCGCGCGCCAGCCAAGACGUCCGUCUCGUCGCAUCCGGCGACAGCUCGGGCGGACAAUCCCGCGUUGUCGACUUCACGAGCGGCGAGAUCGAUCGCUCCGCCGGUCGCGCGAGCUGAUAGAGCAGCGCCGAUAAUAAGCAACGCGUCUGCAACCGAGCCCCAGCCUCUCCCAGGCCGAGUCGAAGGCUCGCCGCCAAUCGCGACGCAAAUCACCACGUCGGCCGCUCCUCACUUGGCAAUGCAGAGCUUCAGCGCGCCGCAGGGUGCGAACUCGCCGGCGAGCUCGUCGCCGAGCACGAGCAAACGGGCCGAGGAGGUGAACGUGGCUUAUGGAAAAGACGCGUACGAACACUACGGCAUCGCCCAGGGAGUCAUGCUGCCGAUGAGAGUGAAUAUCGUCAGGCAAGAUUCCACUGGCAGCGGUAGUCGGUCCGCGAGCAACUGAUAGCGAAUUCAGUUGCUUGCAUUAGCGCGCACUGAGUGCAUGCUAACAGCGAAUUUGGUUGCCUGAACUAGUGUGCACUCGGCGCACACUGAAGCUAUAGUUUAUGGUCACUUCUUAUAUUUAACUUUGUCUUAAAAGUACACUGAGAAAAAUGUCCGGUUAUAAUCGGACAAUCCA
Molecule: messenger RNA, 3038 nt
Organism: Vollenhovia emeryi
Lineage: Eukaryota; Metazoa; Arthropoda; Insecta; Hymenoptera; Formicidae
Product: serine/threonine-protein kinase KIN4
Exons: 7
Coding region: 654-2861 (735 amino acids)
Biological process (GO): peptidyl-serine phosphorylation; peptidyl-threonine phosphorylation
Molecular function (GO): protein serine/threonine kinase activity; ATP binding
Source: RefSeq, a predicted model, not a curated record